Molecule: messenger RNA, 468 nt
Organism: Fomitopsis serialis
Lineage: Eukaryota; Fungi; Basidiomycota; Agaricomycetes; Polyporales; Fomitopsidaceae
Exons: 2
Coding region: 1-468 (155 amino acids)
Source: RefSeq, a predicted model, not a curated record
AUGCCCGCCGCGCGGCGGCGGUCGAUCAAGACUUCCUCUUCCUCCGGGUCUCAACCAGAUCGCGUCUUCACAGACGUCGUCCUGACCAUCAAGUCGGAAUACGUGGUACUUAUCCGAGAGCGAAGGAAGAACCACGAAUUCAGGUCUUACAAGCUACGUCCUUCAGUGCAAAGACUGUGGCUGUAUGAGUCUGCACCACGCUGUGCCAUUCAGUACGUCUCCACAGACCGCGGCCCCAAAGUUCCCGGGGAGCUACGCGAUCCUAGUGGCGUCAAAAACGACGACUUCGACGCGGGGCUCAUGACGGCUUACGCAUACCCUGUCCGAGCACUGUACAAGCUCGACGCGCCCGUGACGCGAGAGGAACUCAACAAUCGGUUUGCUGUAAAGUCGCCACAGGGAUUUUGCUACGCGACAAGGCCUAUGGUGGAAUCCAUGCCGCUGGAAGGGAUGGAACAGGUUUUUUAG